CUACAGGGGAAACUCCAUGAAUGGUAGAGCCAUGCUAUGGCUGGUCUCUGUCUCUCUCAGAAACUUAAAGGAAAACAAAACUCCAAGAGCAAUAGAACUUCCAGUGACGCUCCAGGAGGGCAAUAAGUAGAGGAAAGCUCAAAGUCUAGGGUGAUUUAAAGUGAGGAGUGACCAGAUAAACUUCCUAUAGAAACAACCUUGCAUAGAAAAGGUCAGCAGAGGUGGAACCUGUAGAGACGUUUGUGGAGUGAAAAUUCACUGGACGGCAGGUGUUCCGUGAGUCUCACUGAGUCCUGGAGGAAGUGCCCCUCCCCCCCAAUUUCACAGGGGAGGAGACGCUGUGGACCUUAGAGGAGUGGUAAAGGUAAUAGGCUAUGGAACCCUGGAAGCCUCCCCUCACCCCCCUUCCAUGCUGCCUUUAACAUAGACACGCGAAACAACACCGCAAAGCAAAGCCAGGUGCUUCACAGGCUGCGCUGGCCCAGCCACAGAGCAGGGCUGAGUCUGGAGCUCGGCUGCCCGCACAGCCAAUUCACCUUUCGAACCUGGGUUCAGGCACCACCCCAAAGCCCUGACGACGGCCUCUGAUUCCCUAGACUUGGCUUGGGGGAUCCUGACCCUGGGGGUGGGGGGCGAGGGGGCACCAUCCCUGCAGGGGAAGGAGGCGCGGAUACAGGCAGUGGGCACGUGGGCGCAGGGACCCCAACCCCCGCGGGAGGUAAAACAAACUUUAGCGGCAGAACGACUUUGGGGGUGGGGGAUGGGGAGGAGCUUGGGGACACCUCCCCCCCCCCCAGUAGGAUUCCCCCCGCAGGGCAGGGCAGGGUCUCCUCCCCCUCCCAUGCAUGACCCUCCUCCCCUCGCCAGGGCAAGACUGCUCCGGAAUGCGAGGGCGCGUCCCCAGGUCCCCAAGCUCCGGGCCCCCGGGUCCCCCAGGGAUGCGAUCAGCCGGGAGGCAGAGACCCGCGCUGCAGCGGUGGCCGCAGAUUUAACCCUUCGGGGCGCCCCGCCUUCGGCAGCGCCCCUCCUGCCCGGCGCGGGCUCGGGCACUGGGCAUGCUCGGCCCCGCCCGCGCCCGCUCCCCGGGAACCUGCGCUCCUGCCCGGCGCCCAGAUCCCGCCGCGGCCGGCGUAGCGCAGCGACCGGGCAUGGAGCCCCCGCGGCCCCGCAACUCCGCCCGCUGAGCCGCCGCGGGCCUAGCCCUGGAAGCAGCCACCUGUCCAAGGAACCCAUGUGCCUUUUACUGAAAGAAGCAUUAGAGGAGCUGGGCAGCAGCAACGGGGUGAGCCAGGACAGGACCCAGCACUGCUCCACCACUCAUGAGCCUUCCCCUUUGCAUGCUGUUCCCAUGUGACAGCUAGGGGUGUUAGCCCGUCCUGGUAAAUGGCAAGGUGUGUGCUCUACCAGCUCACAUUUACUUUGACCAAAGCAAAUUUGGAAACAAUUCCUUGAGGACAGUUUGGGUAACAUCUGGAUAAUCUCCACCGGCACAAUGAAGCACUUCCUGAGAAUGCUGAUCCAAGUGUGCCUGUAUUUUUACUGUAAAUUUUUGUGGCGCUGCCUGAAGUUUGUAAUGAGGAAGCUGACAGGAAGAUGUGAACUUCAACGAAUCUGCUACAACACCAAGCCUGGAGCUUCUAGAACCAUGAAAAUUGAAACAUCACUGAGGGCUUCAAAAAGUAAGCUGUUGCAGACUUCAGUGAGUGUUCACCCUGAUGCCAUUGAAAAAACCAUAGAAGACAUCAUGGAACUGAAAAACAUUAACCCCGACAUAAACCCACAGUUAGGAAUCUCUCUUCAGGCUUGCCUUUUGCAAAUUGUGGGGUACAGAAACCUUAUUGCAGAUGUGGAAAAACUACGCAGAGAACCCUAUGAUUCUGAGAAUCCACAACAUGAAGAAAUGCUUUUGAAGUUAUGGACAUUCUUGAAGCCCAACACGCCACUUGAAUCCAGAAUUUCUAAGCAAUGGUGUGAAAUUGGUUUCCAAGGUGAUGAUCCUAAAACAGAUUUUCGAGGAAUGGGACUUCUGGGACUAUAUAAUUUGCAGUAUUUUGCAGAGAGAGAUGCCACAGCAGCGCAGCAGGUCCUCUCUGACUCUCUCCACCCAAAGUGCAGCAAAUUCAGCAAGACAGAAUGGGAAAAGAAAAGGAUGGAUAAAGCAAUUGGGUACUCGUUUGCAAUUGUGGGUAUCAAUAUCACUGAUCUGGCAUAUAAUCUCCUGGUCAGUGGAGCUCUAAAAACUCAUUUCUACAACAUCGCACCAGAAGCUCCAACGCUAUGUCAUUUCCAGCAAACAUUCUGCUAUUUGAUGCAUGAGUUUCAUAAGUUUUGGAUUGAAGAGGACCCCAUGGACAUAAUGGAAUUUAAUCGUGUGCGGGAGAAAUUCCGCAAGAGGAUCAUUAAACAGCUGCAGAACCCAGACAUGGCACUGUGCCCACACUUUGCGGCCUCGGAAGGUUUGAUCAACAUGUAGCCGCCCAUGCUGGUUUUAAUGGGUGCCCUGGAACACUGCCUCAUUGUGUUAGGUCUCUGCUUAGGUCCCAGCUCUCGCACUGAAUGCACAGUGAUUGUAUGCAUGCUUUUUGGUACAGUAUUUUCAUCUUUUGGUCACAGUUACCAGAUCACAUAUUUCUGGAGUACCUGUCAACCCAGUAACUAACUGCUCAGGUCGCAGAAUUAUGCAGUGUUACAUCUGCCCUUGACACGCAGGUAUAGAGAGAAUUAUCUAUUUUUUUAAGCUUUCCCCCCCCCCUCAUCAUGCAUCAUUAAAGAACUGUAUUUCUCGAGUUGUAUUUUGUAUGUAAGAGAUUUAGCUGAAUCUUGUUCUGUGAAAGCCAUUUAAUUUACUGACAGAUUCCAUGACUCCUGCUGCUAGUUUUUCAGGCCAGGUUUAUGCUUGGACCUCAUUCAAAAAAAGUAUAAGAUUUUAAAAUGAUACAGACAGACACAUGAUAAGCCAAACCACUCCUGCAAACAUAGCUGCACUUCACAGAAAUGUAAUGAGACUUACAAGAUGCAAACUUAGGUAGGCACUGUUUUGUUUUUGUUCUGCAGACUUCAUAAUGUAACUAAACUCCACAGUUGCAAUUGUGUGAUAAUCAUUUCUAUAUAUCAGAAUUAUUUUGUUUCCAUGAUUUCACUGGCUUGGAUGCUCAAAUAUGUUGAUGAUGCUUGCACUCUCAGAAAAGAAGUAUGCCGGGAGUCGGGCAGUAGUGCAGUGGGUUAAGCGCACAUGGCACAAAGCGCAAGGACCGGUAUAAAGAUCCCGGUUCGAGCCCCCGGCUCCCCACCUGCAGGAGUUGCUUCACAGGCAGUGAAGCAGGUCUGCAGGUGUCUGUCCUUCUCUCUCCCUCUCUGUCUCCCCAUCUUUCUCCAAUUCUCUCUGUCCUAUCCAACAGCAACAACAAUAUCCGCAGCAAUGAUUAAAAAAAAAAAAACAAACACAAAAAACAAGGACAACAGAAGGGGAAAAAAUGGUCUCCAGGAGCAGUGGAUUGUGGUGCAGGCACCGAGCCCUGGCAAUAACCCUGGAGGUAAAAAGAAAAGAAAAGAAAAGGAAAGAAAAGAAGUAUGCCUACUUCAAAGGCUGCAAAGGGUUUUCCACUGCCUGCCUCUGGCUAAAUUCAGCCCCCUUACCCCCCCUACACUGUCCUGAUCCAAGCACCUUGUUUGGGGAACUGAGUGCUGACAGGCCUGCUUGCUAUAUCAAGAGGCAAUAUUUAAAAAACAAUUUUCAGGAAAAUGUCUUGCAAGAGAGGAACCUGAGCUAUGACACUGCAGCACUGCUGGAAAACACCGACCUUGUGUCAGUGCUUAAAGAAGUGAACUGCUUGAAGGGGAAAAGAGAGUCAGAUCAUUCCAGAAUUGCUUGAAACCAUUAUUUAGUCUGGAAUUAUGACUGUAGUCUGUUGAAUAGUAUUUGCCAUGGCAUUUCAUACCCAUGGUAUUUUAUACCUUCUACCGGUUUUAGAAUUACUAGAUGUUUGUGUAAUCACUUGCUUAUUUAACUGGAUUUUGAGUACCACCUAACUGUCAGUUAAAUGAAUAAAUUACAUGUCAAUCUA
Erinaceus europaeus (western European hedgehog) is the source of this 4064-nucleotide messenger RNA. RefSeq names its product ELMO domain containing 1 (gene ELMOD1). The record is from RefSeq and is a predicted model, not a curated record. Gene Ontology annotation, molecular function: GTPase activator activity. Bases 1493 to 2473 code for a protein of 326 amino acids. Lineage: Eukaryota; Metazoa; Chordata; Mammalia; Eulipotyphla; Erinaceidae. The transcript is spliced from 12 exons.